This is a messenger RNA of Scatophagus argus, 3191 nucleotides long. Its product is annotated as ETS translocation variant 5-like. NCBI's taxonomy places the organism in Eukaryota, Metazoa, Chordata, Actinopteri, Scatophagidae. The transcript is spliced from 13 exons. Gene Ontology annotation, biological process: regulation of transcription by RNA polymerase II; cell differentiation. Gene Ontology annotation, molecular function: sequence-specific DNA binding; DNA-binding transcription factor activity, RNA polymerase II-specific. Gene Ontology annotation, cellular component: nucleus. The coding region runs from base 16 to 1692 and encodes 558 amino acids. The record is from RefSeq and is a predicted model, not a curated record.
UUUGUGUUCUAGCCAAUGCGAGGGCAGCAAAGGGCUGCGGUUAGAUCCAGCUAUCAGAGCUCUUCUUCAUUGAGAAAAAUCCACAGCAGAAUUCUUAUUCGAGGGUCUGCAGGGGAUGUAGGGGAGGAAAUCAGCGUCGAGUUCCUUUUUUUUUCCACGCUGCCAAGAAACUUCACUUGUCAAGGUGAGGACUCCUGCAACAUGGAUGGCUUUUAUGAUCAACAGGUCCCUUUUGUGGUCCCCGAGAGCAAAUGUCGCAUAGAGAAACCGGAGAGAUGUCUCGGCGAGAGGAAGAGGAAGUUCAUGGACGCCGAACUCGAUCAGGACACAGAAGAGCUCUUUCAAGAUCUGAGCCGACUCCAGGAAAUAUGGAUCGCAGAAGCUCAGGUUCCUGAUGAUGAGCAGUUUGUUCCAGAUUUCCAGUCCAAUAACUUGAUGAUUCAUGGACCGCCUGUCAACAAAGUGAAGCGAGAGCCCAGUCCUUCUGAAGACUUGUCUCCCUGUAGGACGCCUCAUGCUGACAUGUGCCUUUAUAGUUACAGUGCCUGUGACCACAAGCCAGUUGGACUCAAAGCUCUGACUCCAGCCUCCAGAACGGUACAGUGUGGCUCCACCCAUCCUGCUGGGCCACCACCUGUACACAGGCAGGUACAACAUCCUGUCCCACAGCUAAUUAAUAACUGCCCAGCAAGCCACAUUCCUUCCCUUGGCUCCUCCCACCACCACAGCCUCCCACAGGCCAACCAAAGCCAACAGUUCGCUCUGCCGCAUCCCCCCACUGGAUGCUCCGGGGCAUCUUUCAGCACAGAACAAAGAUUUCAGCGGCAGCUGUCUGAGCCCUGCCUGUCUUUCCUCCCUCCGGACAAAAUGGUGAAGGGGCCGUACCAACCCUCGAGCCGUGAUGGGCGGCCGCUCUACCAGCGCCACUUGUCCGAGCCCCUGGUUCCCCAUGGCCCCCGCGGUUUAAAACAGGAGCUGGUGGAUCCACGCUACCCAGAGCCAGGACCACCCCAGACUGCCUUCAACCAUGUCACAGUCAAACAAGAGCCAAGAGACUUCGGCUUUGACUCAGAGAUUCAAACCUGCCAUUCAUUAUUUGGGAAGUCUUCAGUCUUGUGCCAGAAUAAUAAUGUUGGGUUUGGUCGAGACAGAGAGCCCCAUUUGUACUAUGAUGACACGUGUGUUGUGCCAGAAAGACUGGAAGGUAAAGCAAAGCAGGAGGGUUUACCGUAUCAGCGUCGUGGCUCCCUGCAGCUGUGGCAGUUCCUGCUCACACUGUUGGACAAUCCGGCCAACGGACACCUGAUUGUCUGGACGGGAAGAAACAUGGAGUUUAAACUCAUCGAUCCCGAAGAGGUGGCUCGGCUCUGGGGGAUCCAAAAGAAUCGACCGGCCAUGAACUAUGACAAGCUGAGCCGCUCUCUGAGAUACUACUACGAGAAGGGCAUCAUGCAGAAGGUGGCCGGGGAAAGGUAUGUGUACAAGUUUGUAUGCAACCCCGAGGCGCUUUUCUCCAUGGCUUUCCCAGACAACCAGAGGCCGAGUCUGAAGACCGAUCCGGACGCCAUCUUGCCUCCCAGUGAGGAGGACUGUUUCCCUCUGCCCGGCUAUGAGGAAGAGGGUCCAUACCUGACUGAAGGAGGGGAGCAGUGCAUCCAGGGACUGGCUCUUCCCGACAGCUACCCGUACUAGUGACCACAGGAAUCAGGAAAUAUUUAAAACAGAUGGGAACUGAUUUACUGAGCAGAGAUGUUUGAGAUUUUCAAGAUGUAUGCUCACAUGGCACAGAAAAGUUUCAUUUAUGAGUUGUUUUUUUUUUUUUAAUCAAAAGUCAUUGUCAAUCAAAAAUUUUGUCUGCAAAAUUGUAAUUUGACCCGAAGCUGAAAAUCCAAGAAUCUCUGAGAUUGUCAAUUUGAACUGAAUGUUGCAAUUGUGAUUUGGUUUUAUUUUUGUUUGUUUACAAUCCGAUUAAGAUCAGAGUUGGCAAAAAAAGAGGAAAAAGCAAACAAAAAAAGCAAUAACCAUACAUUUGUAAAAAGAAAGAAUUAUAUUGUAAUAAAAAAACUAGAAUAUUUCAAAUUAUUUUGUAAUUUUUUAUGAUAAAACAGUCAUAAUAUUAUGAGAAAAAAGUAUUACAGGUUAAGUCCAAAUUUAAUGAGAAAAAUGUAAAAAUGUAGUUUUUUUUUUUGUUUGUUUUUUGAGAAAAUAUGGCCACUAAAGGUCAUAACAUUUUGUGAUGGUCAUAAUUUUACAAGCGUAAUAUUAAGAGCAUAAAGUUGUACUUUGACACAAAGAAUAUCUACAUUAUUAUUAUUAUUUUUUCAAAUUUACAGUUAUUCUUUUGUAAGUUGUUUUUAGGACCUUUAUGUUUGAAACAUUAAUUAUGUAAUUAUGGAGGUUUUUUUUGUUUCAAAAUUGAAAUUUUCUUCUCAGAUUUCUUCGCUGUUGUGCUUUGCGUUCGUGAACUCUGGGAUUUGUAUUUCAACCAAAAAGAAUUAUCUCAAAGCCAUGGCACUCUUAUGCUGAAUUGUUUCUUGGGUAAACCGAAAAGGAAAGGGACUCUUAUAUUUUCCUGAUGUUAUGGUCCUCCUAUGAACAUGUAUAUUCAAAUGUCUUUUGUGUACUUUUUUUUCUUGUCUUCAAAGCUAAUAUUUUUGGCAUUAUAUGGACUUGUAAGUUUUUCCUAAACUGUUUUAUGACAGAGGUACUACUCCUAUUUUUGAUUCUGUAACACUGCAACCAUGAUGCUAAUGAUAAGCAUGGACUUUCUUACAAACAGCUCACCAGUUAUUGUACUGAGAUAGUGUACUGCGAUUUGUAUAGUUGAGUAGCUUCACUGUGUAGAAAGGUGUAUAAUUAUAUAUGAAUAUAUUUUUUCAAAAGGCUGUAUUUGCUUUAUGUUGUACCAUGAGCUGCAGAGUUUAGCCUGCUAAUGUAUUGGAUCAGUUUCAGCCUCCCUUAGGUGGAAUGGAAUAUUGGCUGAUAAUGACUCUUUCAGUCCUGCAGAUAGAAACUGGAUGUAAUGGUAUAUUUCGUGAUAUGAUCAAUUGGUGGUAUGACUUGGGGAGGUGGGCCUUGAUGGGGACUGGAUAAUGACACUGACACUGGUUUGUGUCUACCCUCACAUAUUGUCUGUGUGCCUUCUGUUGAUUUUUACUGAUACAAUAAAACAUUUUACCAUUUUCUUCUGA